This is a messenger RNA of Biomphalaria glabrata, 3200 nucleotides long. RefSeq names its product RNA cytidine acetyltransferase-like. The transcript is spliced from 26 exons. Gene Ontology annotation, cellular component: nucleolus; 90S preribosome. Lineage: Eukaryota; Metazoa; Mollusca; Gastropoda; Planorbidae. The record is from RefSeq and is a predicted model, not a curated record. Gene Ontology annotation, molecular function: tRNA binding; 18S rRNA cytidine N-acetyltransferase activity; ATP binding. Gene Ontology annotation, biological process: rRNA acetylation involved in maturation of SSU-rRNA. The coding region runs from base 100 to 3138 and encodes 1012 amino acids.
AACACAUGUCUUCUAGUUUACACUAGAUUCUAGAUACAUUAACGUGCAAAGUUGUAAUUUUAUGAUUUACUUGUCUUUAUACAUCAUUGAGUGGUAAUAAUGCCAGAUAAAAUUGAUACUAGAAUUAAACUCUUGAUUGCCAAUGGUGUGUCCACACAACACCGAUCCAUAUUUGUCAUUGUUGGGAAUCAAGGCAAAGAUCAGGUUGUUACUUUUCAUCACUUGUUGAGUCAAGCCAAAGGAAAUGCCAGACCUUCAGUAUUAUGGUGCUACAAAAAGGAACUUGGAUUUAGCAGCCACACAAAGAAAAAAAUGAAGCAGAUUCAGAAAAAGAUCAAAAGUGGCAGGUUGAAUGUCAAUGAAGAUGACCCAUUUGAUUUGUUUGUUGCAUCCACCAGUAUUCGAUAUUGUCAUUAUUCAGAUUCACACACAGUCUUGGGAAAUACAUAUGGCAUGUGCAUCUUACAGGAUUUUGAAGCUUUGACUCCUAAUUUGUUAGCAAGAACAAUAGAAACUGUGGAAGGAGGUGGCCUAAUUGUAGUCCUGUUGCGUCCAAUGACAUCGCUCAAAGAGUUGUUUACUUUGACAAUGGAUGUUCAUGCCAAGUUUCGCACAGAGUCUCAUCAAGAUGUGAUUGGAAGAUUCAAUGAAAGAUUUGUCUUGUCAUUGGGAACUUGUAAAAGUUGUUUGGUAAUGGAUGACAAGUUACAACUGCUUCCAAUCUCAUCACAUGCCCUUGACAUUGAACUGCUUCCUGCAAAAUCUCAUGAAGAAUCUUAUGCAGUGCAAUCAGAAAUGUCAAAAUUGAUCAAUUCUAUACCUGAGACAAAUAUUACAGCACACAAAAUUGUUCAAUUAUGUAGAACGUUAGAUCAGACUCAUGGAUUUAUGAAAUUAAUUGAAGUUUUGCAAAAGAAAACUUUAUCAAGUACAGUGGUCAUGACUGCCGCCAGAGGCCGCGGUAAGUCAGCUACACUUGGUUUGUCUCUAGCUUCAUCUGUGGACUUCGGAUAUUCAAAUAUAUUUGUGACAGCUCCUAGUCCAGAAAAUCUCAAAACCUUAUUUGAAUUCAUAUUUAAAGGUUUUGAUGCACUUGGAUAUCAGGAAAACAAAGACUAUGAAAUCCUAACUUCCACCAAUCCCGACUUCAAUAAAGCUGUGGUCAGAGUAAACAUAUUCAGGAAUCAUAGACAAACUCUACAGUAUAUCCACCCUGCUGACUCCCAUAAACUUGGACAGGCUGAGUUAGUUUGUAUUGAUGAAGCUGCUGCCAUUCCAUUACCAUUGGUGAAAAAUUUGUUAGGACCAUACCUAGUCUUUAUGUCAUCUACUAUCAAUGGGUAUGAAGGAACAGGGAGAUCACUGUCAUUGAAACUCAUUCAUCAACUAAGACAACAAAGCUGUACAACUGGAAGCCAAAAGACAAAGUUUUCAGGGAAAGAAACAGACAAAGUCACUUUUGGUGAGAAUAUGUUUACAUUUUGUGAACUAAUUGUCUGUGUUUUGAAGAUGCACCUCAUUCCUAAAUGUUUUUCUACUUUAGGUCGCACACUGGUUGAACUUGAACUAAAGGAAUCAGUUCGCUAUGCUCCAAAUGAUCCAGUCGAGGCUUGGCUCAAUGAUCUGUUGUGUCUAGAUGCUAACAUCAAUCCCUGGUCAAUAUCAGAUUGUCCACAAGCAUCCUCUUGCCAUUUGUACUCUGUCAACAGAGACACUUUGUUUUCUUUCCAUGGAGCCUCAGAGAAAUUCCUUCACAAAGUAAUGGCACUCUAUGUCUCUUCCCACUACAAGAAUUCCCCUAAUGACCUUCAGCUUUUGUCUGAUGCACCUGCCCAUCAGAUAUUUGUUCUGCUUGGUCCCACCAGAGCCAAUCAAAAGGACCUUCCUGAAGUUUUAUGUGUUUUGCAGGUUUGUUUAGAAGGAGGACUGACUAAAUCAAGUGUUGCCAAGAAUUUAGACAGAGGUGUCAGAGCAUCUGGAGAUUUGAUUCCCUGGACAAUAUCCCAACAGUUCCUAGAUCACAACUUUGCUUGUCUCUCUGGAGCUCGUGUAGUGAGAAUAGCAACACAUCCAGACUAUCAGCGAAUGGGAUAUGGAUCAGUUGCUCUGGACCAGCUCCAAAAGUUUUAUGAAGGGGAAUUCUCUAAGCUGAAAGACACUAAAGAUCUUGGGAGUAACCUUGAGAAUAGCAGUGAUGAAAAUGUUGACAUCUCAAGUAAAAUGGACAAAAAAAAGGGAACUAAUCUGUUCAGUGAAAUACUGGAGCCAAGGACAAAACUUCCUCCACUUCUGGUCAGACUUGAAGACUCACAUCCUGAGAAGCUGCACUAUUUGGGUGUGUCUUUUGGCUUGACCUCUGAACUUUUCAGGUUUUGGAAGAAAUCUGGCUAUGUUCCAUUAUAUUUAAGACAAACUCCAAAUGAGCUCACCGGAGAACACUCUUGUAUCAUGAUAAAAGAAAUCAACACAGUCAAGGUAGAGAGGCCAGUCUGUUUGCAAUCUUACUGGAAAGAUUUUCAAAGAAGAUUUGUCUCUCUUUUAUCAUAUCAAUUUCGUACUUUCAAACCCAGCCACGCUUUAGAAAUCCUGAGGAAUAAAAAUGUUAAAACAACUGAAACAGAUCCACUUAAUUUAUCCCAGCUGACAAUGUUCUUCAAUCCUUCUGACCUCCAGCGUCUGAAGCUGUACUCCAACAAUAUGGUGGACUAUCACAUGAUAGUUGAUGUACUUCCUGUUCUCUCCAGACUUUACUUCACAGGCCUCAUCAAACUUCAUCUUACAAUCAUUCAAAGUAGCAUUCUACUAGCCCUGGGUCUGCAGCAUAAAACAGUUGAAGACAUAGAGAAAGAUCUAGAGUUGCCUGUCACUCAAAUAUUAGGACAGUUUAAGGAGAGCAUUACGAAAUUUGUUAAGCUCUUCAGAGAACUCAAGGAUCAAGAUCAAGGAGAAACUUUCAGCAAAGUUCAGAAGCAAACAACUCUUGACAAAUGUAACAGUAGCAGUAGAGCAGAAAAAGAUUUAGACAUUUCCCUUCAGUCUAUGAAAAGCACUAAUGAAAGGAAACAUAAAUUACCAGAAGAUUGUGAUACAAGUUCCCAAGGAACAACCAAGAAAAAACACAAACAAACAAAUGUAUAGAUGACUGCUAUUUGUUUUGUAUUAUUAUUCAUCAUUUAAAAUAAAAUCUAAUUUAGAUCUAA